GUGAAGAGAGCCAAAAUCCAAUCCGCUGCGGAAAUCCGAUGAAAGCAGCAGAUGAGAAUCAAAUCGUGUGGGACCUUCUGGAAUGGGGCAAUCUGGAAGCACUGAAGAAGUUCACCCCUGAGAACUUCGACUGGCGUGCCCUUCAUCCGACUGAGAAGAAUACCUUGCUCAUGGAAGGAGUGGCCUGCGGCUUGGCUGGUCCAAAUGAAGCCUACUUGGACAUCAUCGAAUGGCUGGUGCGCUCCGGCGCUGAUGCCGCCCAAAGGACACCUCCCUCGAGCCAAGGAAACUACAGUAUCUGGUUGAUUGAAGACCCAGACAAGACGAAGUUGACGGUGGCAUACAAAGGACUGGAGUCAGGUUAUUCGGUCAUCAUCCAGCACUCCAAAACAUAUGCACAGGCCCUCAAACGCACGGGCCCAGCCACUGGAGGUGAAAACUCAGAUUUCGGAGGCCACUCGGCGAUCAGUUAUUUGUUGGCGUGGAAGCGGGAACUUCAAGACAAAGCCGAAUGGUCCGAAAACUUGGCAUAUUUGGACAAAGCCUUGGCUCGAAUCACCACGGCCACGCAGCAUAUUCGGCCUGUGCGGGAAAAGGUAGCCAUCGAUCAGAGCGUUGUGGAGCUUUGGGAAAGAGUCUUGGAUGCCACGGCCUCUCACAAUCUGACCUUUGAAACUGCCGACGGCCCCGUGACCGCUCACGCACAUGUUUUGAUGGAAGCAUCGCCCGUACUGAAGGCCAUGUUAGAUUCAUCGAUGAAGGAGGGCGAAACUCGACGAAUUCAAGUCAAAGACUCUCCAAGUCGUGGGGUGUCGUUGUUCCUGGAGACUUUGUACACUUGCUCGACUCGCAGUGAGCCCAACCAUGAGACGGUGCUGAUCGCGUUGGACUUGGCGCAUCGAUGGCAGGUGUACGGCGUGGUGAACAUCUUCGCGGAACUUCUGCAGGAGAUGAUCACAGAUGCCAACUUUGCAGCCAUUGCCGAAGCGGCGGUGCUCAAAGAUUUGGAGGGCGUGAAGAAGGUGUGCCGAAUUCAUGGCAUGGAAUCGCGAGCGGUGCAGGAGCGACUCAAGAAGGGUCUUCUUCCAAAGAUGCUACAGGAUUUGCUGGGACACAAGGCUUCACCUGCUGCAUCCUGCCCCAAGAAGCGCCGGAGGUUCUGAGGGUCUCCCGACGCACCGUCCCCGGUCGCGGCGGACUGCGAAAAGCCACGGGACCGGCGGACUGCAAAAA
Messenger RNA from Durusdinium trenchii, 1233 nucleotides. The record is from the annotation of a GenBank genome assembly. Lineage: Eukaryota; Dinophyceae; Suessiales; Symbiodiniaceae.